GCGGCAGAACAGAAGGCGGGGCAGUCAUGACGUCACAGCACGGAGCAGAUCACCACUGUCAGGUGCUCCGGUCUGAUGCAGGAGUUGAUCAGUUGCUGGAAGGCAGAUCGUCCAGGCUCAUAAUUUCUUGAAGAUCCGAACCAUAUCAAAAUGGCAGCUGAGGGUGACAAGUUGUGGGGUGGAAGAUUUGUUGGCAGCAUUGACCCCAUUAUGGAAAUGUUCAAUUCUUCUGUGUCAUAUGACCAGAGGAUGUGGUCAGCUGACAUCAGAGGAAGCCAAGCCUAUGUGAAAGCAUUGGAAAAAGCUGGACUUGUGAGCAAAUCCGAAAUGGAACAGAUUGUCACUGGCCUGGACCAGAUCCAUGAAGAAUGGUCUCAAGGCACUUUCGUACUGACGAAAGCGGAUGAAGAUAUACACACUGCUAAUGAGCGUCGACUCAAGGAACUUAUAGGAGAGCCUGCUGGAAAGCUUCAUACUGGACGAAGUAGAAAUGAUCAGGUGGUGACUGACAUGAGGUUAUGGCUGCGAGAUUCCUGCUCUGUCCUAAACCUUCACUUGACUCGUCUUAUACGUACUAUGGUGGACAGGGCAGCCAUAGAGGUUGAUAUAUUAUUUCCAGGCUAUACUCACAUGCAGAGAGCACAGCCUAUUCGAUGGAGUCACUGGAUAUUAAGCCAUGCAGUGGCAUUGUGUAGGGAUGCUGAGAGACUUGGGGAGAUAAAGAAGAGAAUCAAUGUUUUACCACUAGGAAGUGGAGCAAUAGCUGGGAAUCCCUUAGGUAUAGACAGAGAACUUCUUCGUAAAGAACUUAACUUCAACUCAGUGAGCCUGAAUAGCAUGGAUGCUACCAGCGAGCGGGACUUUAUAGCGGAAUUUCUUUUCUGGGCAUCUCUGUGCACGACUCACCUCAGCAAGAUGUCAGAGGAUCUUAUUAUUUACAGCACCAAGGAGUUCAGCUUUGUCACCCUUUCUGACUCUUACAGUACUGGGAGUAGUUUAAUGCCUCAGAAGAAGAACCCUGACAGUCUGGAGCUAAUCCGCAGCAAAGCCGGGCGUGUCUUUGGACGAUGCUCUGGUUUUCUGAUGACACUAAAAGGCCUUCCAAGCACAUACAACAAGGACCUACAGGAAGACAAGGAGGCCAUGUUUGAUGUUUAUGACACCAUAUGUGCUGUGCUUCAGGUGGCAUCCGGAGUGAUCUCCACAUUACAGAUAAACAAAGAGGCUAUGGAGAAAGCUCUGAGUCCAGAUAUGUUGGCUACGGACAUUGCUUAUUAUUUGGUCAGGAAAGGGAUGCCGUUCAGACAAGCGCAUGGCGUCUCUGGAAAAGUUGUCCAGCUAGCAGAAAGCAAGGGCAUCACUCUCAACAAACUCUCAAUAGAGGACUUAAAAAGCAUCAGUCCCCUCUUUGCCAGUGAUGUGUCCAAACUGUGGAACUACACUAACAGCGUGGAGCAGUACACAGCAGCAGGGGGGACAGCGAAGAGCUGUGUGGUUGCGCAGGUAGAACAUCUCAGAAACUGGAUGAAAAACCACCAGGACCAUUAAGAUCAUGAAUUGUCUGUGACAGGGUAUUAAUUGUAUAAAUUAAUUACAUAAUAUCAUAUGGGAGCAACGCUCUAUACAGUACUGGGACCAUCAGCAGAUGAAAUGAGUCUUUGUCUGCAGUGCUAAUACUAAUGUAAGCAGCAGCUAGUAUUCCACUGCCAGGUAUCUUCAAACCACUUCAGGCCAGAUCUUCCUUGUUACCGCCACCCAAAACUAUAGGAAUUUCUUUGGGCAACCAUGCUAAAAUAGAGCCUUACCUUUGCCUUCCUCUCCUGUGAAAUAUAUAAUCCGGCGCUCCAUCUGUUGUGAAACUACAACUCCCAGCAUGCUCCAUUAACUUCUGUGGGAGUUCUGAGAACAGCUGAGCAAGUCUUCAUUCUGGUUUACUAUUAAAAUGCUGGAGGUGUGCGACAUGUUUACUUCCCCUUAUGCCUUAUUCACACGUCAGUGUUCGGUCAGUGAUUUCCAUCAGUCAUUUUGCAUUGGAAAGAGUGAAAUCCAUUGUAUAAAUUGACAUGCUGCACCAGAGGUCAGUUUCAUGUGUGAAUGUGAAUUACUAAGAACUCCUUCACUUUGGUGGCACUGUAAGGCGCUGCAGAUUUGCAGCACGAAAAACAGUGAAAUCCACAACUAAUCCGGGACAUGUGAACCCAGCCUUAUGGUAACUGCACACAAUGUGGAUCACGUGCUGUUUUUCAGCGCG
Molecule: messenger RNA, 2251 nt
Organism: Bufo bufo (common toad)
Lineage: Eukaryota; Metazoa; Chordata; Amphibia; Anura; Bufonidae
Gene: ASL
Product: argininosuccinate lyase
Exons: 17
Coding region: 151-1548 (465 amino acids)
Cellular component (GO): cytosol
Molecular function (GO): argininosuccinate lyase activity
Source: RefSeq, a predicted model, not a curated record